Messenger RNA from Mesorhabditis spiculigera, 1872 nucleotides. NCBI's taxonomy places the organism in Eukaryota, Metazoa, Nematoda, Chromadorea, Rhabditida, Rhabditidae. The record is from the annotation of a GenBank genome assembly.
AUGGAUUUUCAGGACAAAUCAAAAGAGCCCGAAACUAAAGAAAAGGAGAAAGACAAAACGAGAAGCAAUUCCAAGGAGCGGGACUCGAAAUCAAAGACGAAAGAAGCGGAUACCAAGCCCGACAAAGAACGCUCGAAAAGCAAGGAAAAGUCAUCAACGAAGGAUAAGGAGAAGAAGAGCUCAAAAUCUGACAAGGAAAAGAAGGAAAAGAGUGCCAAGAAGCCCAAGAUGGAGGAACAGGUGCCAGCAUCAAGAAGAGGUUCUGUUGCCCGGGUACCAGAACCAGGACCGGCUUUCGACCACGUCGAACAGGAAACGCACUUGGAUAGUCAUGACGAAGAACAAUCAGCAACGGCAAAAACAGAGGAUAGCGGAUUCGGCACGGAAAUGGAUCGCACGAUCAGCCCCAGGCCGCCACCCCCGGAAUUGAGAGAGCAAACGAGAAUUGGAACGAGUAUGGGUCGGCCUCAAACAUCAAUGGGACGACCUGGAACUGCAGCCGCGAGAGCUGCACCUCCAAAACUGAAGAAGAAGCAGAUUCUGGAAAUUGAGGAGAAGCCGCAGGACAACCAGCAAGUCUCCGAGACGGUCACCUGCGAGAAGGACAUCAGCCUUGCGGACUCAAGAAGAGCGACAUCUCCUCCAUGUUCACCGCCGACAUGGACGCCGGAGCACCUCAAGUACCUGUGGACGGCGUGGAUUAAGAACGUCGCCAGGCUUGAGGCCCCAGUACAAGGGCUGCUGGAUUUGAGCAACACUGCCGCCAAGCUCAACGGGUUCGCCGACGGUGGCGCGAUGUGGCGCAGCGCUUUCGACCUCUCGAACAAGAACACCCCACCCAACAGCUCCAUGCCUACAUGCGUCGCCAAAUCGCUGGCAUCUACAAGAAUCCCCGCCGGGCUCACCAAGGACAGACCGAUUCCUGCGCAUCUUUUCGGAAGCACUGAAGGAGGCGAGUGGGCCAACCACUACGACCAGACGAAGCCCAACUUCGAGGACGACCCCGUUUCAUCUGAGAUUCUCGAGGCCAUGCAGGCACAGAACUACACCUCUAAGACCAUGUUCAUCAAGUAUAAUUUUCCGGCCUACCGCUACAUGAAAUCCGUUGGGUUCCCGUCACUCCCGAAGACUUUCUGGACAAGCUCCGUGUUCCAACGUGUAUGGUCAAAGGAUAUGCUCUGCGACCCGGCCGCCGCUUUCGAUAUGCGUGACGGAAAGGACUUCAGAGUGAAGGCCUGCGCCCAGAUCGGCGAGCCCGACUUCAAGCUGGCCCAUUCUCUGUUGGCUCAGGUCUACUACCAAUACCUCUACAGGACUCAAGCAGGAGCUUUCAGGGAAUCCGCCAGUCCUUCCAUCAACGAGGCCAUUGCCGCUGUUUUCUCGCAUCUGGCCUCGAACCCGAACUAUUUGUAUUCUCAGCAACUCCUCAGCCACGAGCACCUCGAGGUCAAGGAGUCCACAAUUGUCAAUAGGCUGUACAAGUGGGAAGCCCUUGAUAACAUCGCCAAAAUCCCGUUUGCCGUCACCGCCGACACGUGGCGAUAUGACAUUCUGGAGGGCAAGGGACCGACGAUGACAAUGACGAUCCCGGAAAUCCAAUCUGGACGGCAAGGUCUCAUCUGGAAUUUUGAGCGAGGACAAGAGUCUUGCGGCGAUUUCAAGGAGGUGCCUGUACUAAUGUGCGAGGACUGGGCCUCUGAUUCAUCACUUGUGAUGGUAAGGUUGUGUCUGCAAUCGAAGGCCUCUUCACCUCAAGUUCGACAACACUGUCUCGUGCGUCGUGUCGAACCGAAUUGUCAACGUUCCGCCACCACCGCGUUCGGCUUCGGUUUCUUGAUCGCGCUGCUCUGCGCGCUGUUUCUAAAUUUGAAA